This is a messenger RNA of Helobdella robusta, 3640 nucleotides long. RefSeq lists its product as hypothetical. The record is from RefSeq and is a predicted model, not a curated record. The transcript is spliced from 23 exons. Lineage: Eukaryota; Metazoa; Annelida; Clitellata; Rhynchobdellida; Glossiphoniidae. Gene Ontology annotation, cellular component: ribonucleoprotein complex; cytosol. The coding region runs from base 1 to 3399 and encodes 1132 amino acids. Gene Ontology annotation, biological process: cytosolic ribosome assembly. Gene Ontology annotation, molecular function: ribosome binding; GTP binding; GTPase activity.
AUGAAUCGAGUGUCACUGGAUAAAUUAGUGGAGUUGCAGAAAAAUGUCAAAUGCAUCAGGAAUGUCUGCAUAUUGGCCCAUGUUGACCACGGCAAAACGACAUUAGCUGAUGCACUUGUGUCUAGCAAUGGCAUUAUAUCACAAAAAAUGUCAGGCAAGCUGAGAUACAUGGACAGCCGAGAGGACGAGCAAAUUCGUGGCAUAACCAUGAAAUCAAGUGCUAUCUCACUUCAUCAUCAGAUGGAAGGUGCAAAGGAAUUCCUAGUGAACCUGAUCGACUCUCCCGGCCACAUCGACUUUUCAGGAGAUGUGUCAACGGUAGUGCGCCUGUGUGAUAGUGCAAUUGUAGUGGUUGAUGUAGUCGAAGGUGUUUGUCCACAGACGCAUGCAGUGUUAAAGCAAGCCUGGCUCCAGAACAUAGUCCCAGUGUUAGUGCUGAAUAAAAUGGACAGACUGAUCAUCGAGUUGAAAAUGAAUGAAGAAGAAGCUGAACUGAGAAUUUUACAAAUCCUACAAAAAGUCAAUGCCUUAAUUGGAGAGCUCUUUACCAGUGAUGUGUUGGCCAAAUUUUCCAAGGAGAAUUCAGAAUCAAAAAAGUUGAAGAGUGAAAAUAUUAACCAAUUUGAUCUGAAUGAUUGGACGGUUGGCUUGGAUGAAGUCGACGAUUCGCUCCUUUACUUUUCGCCAGAACAAGGAAAUGUUGUUUUUGCCAGCGCCUACGACGGCUGGGGAUUUAGAACAUCUCAAUUUGCUGAAUUGUACUCAAAGAAGCUCGGUGUUAGUGAAAAGGUUUUAAAAAGAACCAUUUGGGGAGAUUAUUAUCUAGAUCUGAAGAAUAAAUGCAUCAAGAAAGGUGCCAGGACAAAGAAUAAAAAAUCAUUAUUCGUUCAGCUCAUCCUAGAGAACAUUUGGAAAGUGUAUAAUUCUCUGCUGAUUCACAAAGAUAAGACAUUGGUGGAGAAAAUAGUGAAAGCGUUAGAAUUGAAAGUUUUGCUCAGAGAGUCUGAUCUGAAGUCGACCAACCAGACUGUCAUCCAGUCCAUCCUUCAAUCCAUCUUUUACCAAUGGUUACCUGUUUCAAAAGCCGUCUUAAAUAUGGUUUGUGAGUUGCUCCCUGACCCGUCCAGUAUGUCCGACGAACGAGUGAUGAAUUUUCUUAGAGGAUCAUCAUUACCAUCAACAUCAUCAUCAUCAUCUCUAGAGUCUCUACCUCCUGAGACAAUCAAAUUGAAAGAUGAUCUGAUGAGAUGUCGGGCCUCAGAUGACGCUCCUCUGAUCGUCUUCAUUUCAAAGAUGUUCCCAUUCGAGAAAAAAUUUCUACCCAAGAAUAAGCAGAGGCCUUUAACAUGUGAGGAAAUAGAAGAGAGGAGAGAGAUGCUGUUGAGGAAAAGAAAAUUAAAGGAAGCGCAAAGUACACAGACAACAACAAACACGGCAACAAACACAACAACAAGCACAACAACGAACGCAAUAACAACAAACCCAACAAAAGACAACACAACAAAUACAACAAAAGACACAACAACAUACACAGCAACAAACACAGCAACAAACACAACAACAUCAACAAACGCAACAGCAACAAACACGGUGUUCAUAGCCUUUGCACGUGUGUUCAGUGGUACGUUAAAGAAAGGUCAAAAAUUAUAUGUCUUUGGUCCCAAACAUCACCCAUCCAUUGUAAACCCCGAACAACCAGCGCAUCAGCAGCAACUUCUGGACAGCCUUUUGAAGAAGAGGAACAUACAGGAGUGCAGAGUUGGCGAGCUGUACAUGCUAAUGGGCAGGGAUGUGAAUGAGGUUCAGGAAGUGCCUGCUGGCAAUAUUGUCGGUAUCGCAGGAUUGGAGGAUCACGUGCUCAAAUCGGCAGCCCUGUCGUCUAAUAUAUUUUGCCCGACGUUCACUGACCUCCAUCUGGAUGCUUCGCCGAUCGUGAACGUUGCCGUCGAGCCGAGAUGUACAGCUGACAUGGACAAGUUACUGCAUGGCCUCAAACUGUUGAACCAGUCAGAUCCGUGCGUUGAGGUGGUCAUCAAGGAAACUGGAGAGCACGUGAUUGUUGGGGCGGGAGAGGUCCAUCUCAACAAGUGUCUUGAUGAUCUCAAAAAUAGAUUCGCCCGCAUAGAAAUCAACGUAUCAAAGCCCACAGUCCCCUUCCGAGAAACAAUAAUUCCAUUGCCGGUUCUUGAUAGGGUCAACGAAGUCAUCAGCGACCAAUCACAGAAGUCUAAAAAACUUGAAAACAAUCGACCGUCGUCCAGUAGUUACCAGAUGGAGACUAGCGAAGGGUGGUGCAUUAAAGUGAAAGCAGUCCCGAUACCGAAUCCCUUGGUCCAACGAUUAAACGAUUAUUCGCAGUUCAUAAAAUGCGCUUUGAUUGAAUUGCGGACAAAAUUGUCUGAAACUGAAGACGAUGAUGAAGAGCAGGUAAGUCCCGAGUGGGAGAAGGAGUUUGUAGAAAAAAUUUGGUCGAUUGAUUUCAAGAGGAACUGUUCCAACAUAUUGGUGAAUAAUGUUGCCGGGUAUUUGAGGCCAUCAUUUUGGGACCUCAUCUCUGAUGAAGAUAAGUCUACUUUUAAAAUGUUGAGAGCAUACGAUCGAUCUGUCAUAAAUGGAUUUCAAAUGGCAGUCGAUGCUGGUCCGAUGUGUGAGGAGCCGAUGCACGGAGUCUGCUUUGUGGUGGAGGAAUGGUCCAGGAAGAUGGAGGAGGAUAAUGGGAAUGAUGAAGAAGAAAAGAAUGAUGACGACUGUGGCGACGAGAAGAAAAAUGGUGACGGUCAUGAAGAUUUUACUCUGGUUAAUGGUAAAAAUUCGAACGAAUCAGACGAGAUUGAAAAUCAAAAAUCAAAGAACACCAGGCAAGCAAACACGACAACGCCAGCUGCCGUCAAGAAAAACAGAAGUGACUUCGGAUCAUUGUUGUCCUCUGUUAAGGAAUGCUGUCGAAAGGCGUUUGAGAUGCAACCACAACGUCUGAUGUGGGCCAUGUACACCUGCGUCAUCCAGGCCACCUCCGAAGUUUUAGGAAAAAUGUACGGAGUGCUUGGAAAACGCCACGGUCGAAUAUUAAGUGAGGAGUUGAGGGAAGGUUCGAACGAGUUUGAAGUUACCUCCGUCCUGCCUGUCGUCGAAAGUUUUGGAUUCGCCGAUGAAUUCAGGAAGAAGACCAGUGGGUAUGCUAUUCCUCAACUGACCUUCACUCACUGGACGGUGAUUGAUAUCGAUCCGUACUGGGUACCGACAACAGAAGAGGAGUACAUCCACUUCGGGGAGAAGGCGGACAGUGGCAAUCUUGCCCGCAUGUACAUGAAUCUCGUGAGAAAGAGGAAGGGCCUUCAAGUCCUCGAGAAACUUGUCGAGUUCGGAGAGAAGCAGAGAACGUUGAAGAAAAAUAAAUAAUAUCUUUAUGCAUUUAUUUUUUUUUUACAUUAUUCAUGAAGAAUCUUAUAAACAUUUAUUCACAUUUAGAAUGCAUAUUAUAUCGGUGUAUUAUUUUCAGAUAUAUUUUAUUGGUUAUGUAUCUACAUUAAUUAGGUCGUUUUAAACUGUGUCACCAACAUCGAAAGUAUGUAUAUUUGAUUAAUAAAUGAUAAGCAAUGGAAGCAAAUAGUCAGGAAAUAAAUUUUGUUAAAAACAUUUC